Penicillium subrubescens is the source of this 291-nucleotide messenger RNA. RefSeq lists its product as uncharacterized. The transcript has a single exon. The record is from RefSeq and is a predicted model, not a curated record. Lineage: Eukaryota; Fungi; Ascomycota; Eurotiomycetes; Eurotiales; Aspergillaceae. Bases 1 to 291 code for a protein of 96 amino acids.
AUGGUCGUCUCAAUCCGGGUUGCAGGUUAUGCCGACUACAUCACAGAUGACCAAUAUCAAAACUACUUCCGACAGUAUGUCGGACAUCUGGCAUUGCCAUUGCCCCACGAGCAAAGCAAAGGCUUCGUACCGCCUGUCGCCACCAUUCGAUUUGUGGAUUGGGAAACUCCCUUCGCCAACAUGGAUAUAUCGGAAGACCUGGAGGCAAGGAUGGAAAACUACGGGAAUAUCCAGUCCACAGGCAAGGUUUACCUUGAGAGUUCCCACAACAUUCACAUUGAAGCCCAGUAG